Messenger RNA from Bradysia coprophila, 5718 nucleotides. RefSeq lists its product as uncharacterized. Lineage: Eukaryota; Metazoa; Arthropoda; Insecta; Diptera; Sciaridae. The record is from RefSeq and is a predicted model, not a curated record.
AAAGUUUGCAAUUAAAAUCACUGCGCAUGUUUCACACAUUUCAAUAGACUCGGAAAGAGGUGUACGGUACAAUUCGAUGUUUGUACAUUUACACCGAAUAUAAGUGUUUAGUCGCGUACGGUACAACAACAUUUUCCAUACCCAAUUUUCGUCCUCUGUGCAUUUUCUUUUCUUGGAAUCAAACAAAAAAGAGGAGAUUUUGUGUACAGGUUCUGAAUCCUGAAGUGUUCCAGCCGGGAGUGACGUGCUUUAUUGCCGUGUGUGUAUUUCUGUGCUUUUGAACCAUUUUCGUUUUGCAUACAAAAAAGCGUCGUCUCUCUGGUGGGACGUUGUGUUUGCCUUUUCGGCUUGUUUUGUGUAACACAUAUAUUAUCACCGCUCCUGAUGAGCUCUGAUUUGUGCCAUUCAUCGGGAAUUUAUUGAGCGAAAAAUUGCUGUGUGCAUAGACAAUUAAACCGAUUCGAUAUUUAUUUACACAUCGACGACGUUGAUCGCACAUUGGGAAUGUUCAUUCUAUACUUGGGAAUAUUCAUUCCACUGUUUCUCGGUACCACUUACAACACAUAACAAUUCAUCAUCAUUUAUAGCAGCAGCGAAAAUCGAACACAAUUCACGAUAUUUUUGAUAUUAAAAUAGGAACAAUAGUGUCGUUCGCUGAACAUUAAUUUAUUUUGUUCGGUACAUCAAGUUCAUUGAAUGGGAAUCCGUUUCUCAUACAAGUUUGUUCGACGCGGUGAUUCGGAGUGUUAGAUGAAUUCUUGUGCGGUAAUCUUCUAUCAACUGUUUGUGUAAACAUAACCGUCGAAUGCCGUCAUUUGUUUACGAUACUUAAUUGUAUGCACGGAUAACCUGAACAUGCUGCUGUAACUGUAAUGGAAACAUCCUGGACCAAAAUUCGAUUUCUGAACAGCAUCGCCUCCGUCCACUGUGGUUCAACAUCUAUACAAGACUACUUUGAUAAUCCAAAUUAAUUCAACGUUAAAGAGAUCCGUCCAAACCAUUACCCAAUUUGAAUUAUUAAACGUAACCGACGACGCAACAAGCAACGCUGUUACGGUUUUUGCACCAUCAUCAUCAUCGUCAUCAGCAUAAAAAUAAAAGUUGUACACGGACGAGCUCGAAUAGAAGAGGCUAAAGGGAAACGUACAUACGAACAACCGAAACGCACAUGAAAAUUCGAAAUCGAAAAACAAAUUUCCAUUUUCGUGUUUCUUUAUUUCCGUACAACAGCACCGGUGUUUUUUGUCGUGGUCGUCCGUAUAAUGUUUGGUUCAAAAUUGCGCUCUUGGAUGGAAAAUCAUAUUGUUCGACCACGCAAAAAGGGAAAUAAGAAUAAAAAUAAUGGCACAAGCAAUUUGGCACCAUCAACCACUUCGAAUGGACAUAAAGGGACUUCGUUUCAAGGGGACUCAUCAUCAGCUAUUGCCAGUCCAGCUCGUAGAAGUGAAGUGUCACCAAUUCAAAAUCAUAAAUCCAGCCGAGCAGGUUGGCAUUCUCCCCAAGACAAUGACAUGUCAUCUAAGCUGAAUUCCGACGAAUACCCGUACAGGCAUACGGUAAAAUCCUCAUCGCCCAAGAAAAUGAUUCACAAAAGUUCCUACACUUUGGAGAAAACUACCAGCGCUAGCAGUACCAACCAUUUGCAUCCCAACUAUCAACAGUAUUCGAAAAGCGCUGACCAUAAAAAAUUUACCCGACCAACUGACCAGCAAGCGUACAUGCACCACACUGGGACCGAUCCAAUCGACACAAGACAAUCAAACAUCCAUCAUUUUCGACAAAACAAUUACUGUUACAGCAAUACGAACACAUCCAACCAUCCGCAGUCAUCAACAAGUUCAACAGUUACCAUCGAACCGAAACCCAUUCAAUACGAACGAGUUCCGAUGAUGGAUCAAUCACAUCAUCAAACUAUGACGAAUAGCACCGCCGCCGGCAAGCAAAUAAUCAAGGAAAAUCACUUUUCCGCAAAGGGUUUAUCGGGACGAGGAUGUGGUGGUGGUGGUGGUGUUGGACCGACAGUGGGAGGAGGUGGCAUUGAUGCAAUGGCAAAAUCAAAUAAAUUCGAACACGAGAAAGUCGCAGCAGCAAGGAAACGUGAUGAAUAUCAGUCAGAUGCGAUUAGCGAUGGUAAAUGUUUUGGCAAGCAAUCGCAUGAAAAUGCGGAACAUCUUUACGGUCGAAUACAGUCGCGAACGUUUUCCACAUCGUCGUCGACGAAUGGUGGCUGUGAGACAUCAUCGUCUGUUUGCGGCGGUAAUUAUGACCGGUGCAAUGCAAAUGUACAGUUGAAAAACGGUACCAAACGUUGUGAUAAUUCGAAUGGUGUUGUGAUGAAUUGUGUUAACAAUAACCACUAUGACGGCCGACAAUCGCAACAGUUCAGCCAUCAUAAUGGUAACCAUAACAACAACAACAACAAUCUGAGUGAUAGCUUUUCGAUUGAUAAAUGUGCCAGCAACAAUAAGGCUCAUCCGGGACAAGCCAUCAGCUCAACGAUCCAAACAAACAUUCGACUCAGUAGCGGCGAAAAGAAUCGCAACAUGCUGCGAACGAAUCGGUACAGUAACGGGAGCCAUUUGACUGCUCCGGGCACGCACCAAUUGGCUCACAUGAUAAAUACGUUGAGCUCACCGGAAAGUGCGUAUUCGACGGGAUAUUCCACUGACGGAACUUCACCAGGUGCUACCUACACACCGGAAUAUUACAUUAAUAUGCGCACUGGGACCCACUAUUUUCCGAGGGGUGUGAGUUCUGUUGUUGAACAGAGUCGCCACAAAUUCGGCUUGAAUAAAAUUGAUGAAGCAACUGGUGCCGAAACGAAUUCCCACAGACGUACGGAAUCGUGUGAUUCGAAUCGUCGACCGUUAAACGGUGGCACCGAUGUUAUUGCAAAUGGUCAUGUGCUUGCAGCGAAAGCAAAUUUCAAUUCGGUUGUUGUUUCUACCGGUCUGAGUCCGGAUCUGCAACGGAGAUUAGCGCUGCAGAAUUACAAGGGAAUGGAAUCUCCAUCACCACGGCAACGAUGUCGCAUUCGAACGAAUCCAUGGUUCCAAGCCAUCGAUCCUACGUGCAUCGUUCCGAAUAGUAACAAUUCGAAAAGAAUUGACAUGGAUACCAGUUCCACAUCGUCUGGAAUUAAGUCCAGCAGUGAUGCGGGAACAGAUGACAAAAAUGGCAAAAAAAUCGUGUCAUCGGAAUCGGAAAGUUCAUCGUCAACCGAGAUCGAUCUCAGUAAAAAAUUGUUUACCCCGAACACGAUCCGUAGGCGACGCGAACUGGUACGAAACGAAACGAAAAGCGAAAAGUCUACGCAUGCCAUCGUCACCCUGAAUCAACCGGGCGACAGUGAUGAAGAUGCCACACUGAACGAAAUGAUGGGAAAAUUCGACGAAAGUUAUUGCUAUGAGAAGGAAACGGACAUUCUGAGCAGUGACUCGGAUCCGACGGAAUGCAUAUCUGACCUGGAUACGGGACAAGACGGUGGCGAUGAGUGCGACACCGAUGAACUGCUGGACAUCGAUUUCAUCGACAAUGGGUCAAUACAGGAAAUAAUCGACAAGAAUUUGUACGAAAACACGGGCAGCUGUUCGUAUGUCCCAUCGUUCGCAUCCGAAAAGCGUUUGUCGCGAACGAGACGAAGCCAGAAGCAGAUUGAUGAAUCUGGAAGUGGCAAACGACGAAAGCGACUGACCCGGACCAGAAAGCGAAGCGGUGACAACAGUUGCAACGGUCGCAUAGCCGAUGAACUGUCGGCAAUUCCGUGCGGCAGAGUUCGGGAAUCGAAGAGUCUGAACGGUACGCCGGUUAGUUUGCGGAGAAAUAAGUCGGGCGACGCUAAAUGCAAGCAAAAGAUAACCCCACUGGCGAAUCGCUGUAACUCUCUCACAUUUACCGAAAUCCAUUCCAUACGGAGCCGCUUCCUAGCAAUUGCCGAAAGUGAAAAGGCGCUGAUCAAAGCGGAUCUGGAGGCUGACGUCAAAUACAAGCAGCUGAUUCACGAAGCCGAAACGAUUUUAGUUUCCAUGAAAACUACGACCACUUCGUCAACGGCACGCGAAACACCCGUACCUAGUCCACGUCGCAUACCAGCUCUACCGACCAACAAACGUGUCGAAAUGCUACGCAACUGCGAGACAGAUUUACGACGUGAAUUGGCUAAGGCAUCCGAGUCCAACAAGAAACUAACUAACGAACCGUUAUGCGCAGACGCACCGUUGUCGGGUCAUCAAGACAAUCUGCUGAUGAAUAAGCGCAUCGAAAUACUUCGUUUCGAGACAUCGUCUGCACCGAACAGUCCAAAAUCGGGGCGAUUCAGUCCACGAAAGACUCACGUGUCGAAUUUCAUUUGCCAAAAUGCGUCACCAACCGACCUAUUGCGACGAAAAAACUCGUCGGAAAAUGGCAAAUCGGAACACGAGUCCACCGCAUGCAGUCAAUUUUCACCGCAACUCCAUCUGAACGGUAGAAAGAUGCUCAGUCCACCCAAAUCUCCAACACCUCGACGACGAUUUCGCAGUCAGAGUCAGAGCGCACGAGCCCACGUUACCAUCGAAUCGGAUUCGGAUAGCGACGGAGCCAAAUCAAUUGGCCAGAACGGGUGCCGAAAGCCGGCCGAAGUGAACGGAAACAAGGAAAAUGUCAAACGCAAAAAUGUCCGCAAAUCUUCGGCUAAGGGUUCGAAGGGCGACGAUGCGAAGACAUCGCAGAAAAUCGACGAACUGGACGUGUUGAACCGGAAUCUCGAACUGAGCGAUGUGGUCGGCACCGGCGACACUCGAACAAAGCCACCGAUGUUGUCGUUCCGGUCGAUUGACAUGGGCAACAAGAGCCCGGAAAUAUUUUACUGUCCGCAGAGUGAGCCACUGAAGCGGAAAAUCUACUCGGGCAGCAAAACGUUGGAGAAAUUGCAGCAAACGUUGGACAUGGAUCCAGAAAUAUCGAAAAAAGCUUUGCUGAACAAAAUCUCGUUGCUGAGACGUGACCGAAAAGCUGCUCAAAUGGAUGUGAACGAAGCUAACGGCUAUACUCACCACGAUGGCAGACUCGAACCGUCUGUGAACGAUGGCGGUGAAAGUGUCGGCUACAAUACCAAACGGCAAUUGAUUUUGAAUACAAUUGCCGAUUUGAAACGGAGUUUAGAGGACCAGAGUGUCGAGCUGUGCGGUUUGAAUGACGACGGUGUGGAGGAAUAACGAGAUUAAUUAAUGGGAAAAUGAGAAAUUGUUUUUUCGUUUUAUCUGGAUUAUUUUCGGAAACAGGUUCAUCACAUUCUGUAUCGUCAGAAUUUUGGCUCAAACGGUUGAUCGUUCAAACGGUUGAACUGGAAACGGUUGAAGAGAUGUAUUGUCGUAUACCUCUCCUUGGAAGUUUUUUCAUUUUUAUUCAAAUGGACAAAUUUAGUUAAUUCAAUUGAUAUGUUGUUGAUGAUUAUGCUGUGCCAAUCGUUUUUAUUGUUGAUUCUUUUUCCCGUGUGGUUCUUCUUUCGCGUAGUUUUUGUUAUAUCGAAGAAAAAACUUUUAUAUUUUAAGGAAACGAUGAACAUUUCCGUUGCGAUUACGUAAUAAGCCGGUUUUUUUUCUCGUAAUUUUUCUAUGUUUUUAUGUAUAAUUAAGAAACUCACUCCAACCAAUUUAUUUACCUAUGUUACUAGCUCUAUAAAAGUGUGCGUCGAAGCGUUAGAAUUUAUUUGAAUAAAAAAAGGAAAAAAAAAUCUUU